Molecule: messenger RNA, 940 nt
Organism: Guyanagaster necrorhizus
Lineage: Eukaryota; Fungi; Basidiomycota; Agaricomycetes; Agaricales; Physalacriaceae
Exons: 4
Coding region: 214-771 (185 amino acids)
Source: RefSeq, a predicted model, not a curated record
CCAACGUCCACCACGUCUAUCCUACGAACCCAAACUACAUCCUUGUCGCCGAGCUCGUCAGUAAGCGUCAGGAUGGCCCAACCUUCAUCUUCUCAUCAUGGCGAGCGGCACCACCGUGAACGCUCGUCACAUCACCAUCACAGAACCAUUUCAUCGACCACUCUUCUUCUUGUCCUCUCUCUUGUCUUGGCUGUUCUUGCGGUAAUGUUAUCGAUGCCCAGCAGCCAGAGUUCUUCAAAUCCGGCCGACCCAACCUCAACUGGUAUUCUCAACUAUCUUUCACCUAAGCGAUCGCAACAGCUAGUUGCUAGGGAAGCUGCCGUUACUCUGCGAGAGGCAGAGGUUGCCCGUCGGGAAGCUGAGCUUCUCGCCGGCGCGCCAGGCGGCAUCGUCCCAUCCCCGUCCCCCAUCCUCUGUCCUCCCUGCGCUCAGGCCACAACCGUAGAGACGAUCAUGGCCCCCGUACAAACUGUUAUUAAGGAGGUUGUCAGAGAAGACUCCUUGACACCUCCAGGCUGGACAAGUCCUCGUAUCGAUGAGAUCUUGGAUCGAGAACUCAAGGUUGCAGAGCGAGAACGGGAUAUCAGCAGACGAGAGGAAGGUCUUAAUCGCCGCGAGCAUGACGCUUCUCGUCGUGAGAGUUGGAUCAUGGAGCAACUCAUCGCGCUUGGCAAUGACGAACCUGCGGUGGAGGAGGAAUAUGUGUACGAGCCUUCGGGAAGGCGCAAAGCCAAGGUACCGCCGCCCCUCCCGCGCCGCUCCGAGCUUUGAGACGAAGGAGGAUCGACCUUUUUUUUUUUUUGCUUUAUAUAUAUCAAGAACUUCCUCCUCUUAUCGUUUCUGAAACUCAGUAUGAAACCGAAACCAUGAUUAUUACCCAAACUCAGACCGUCACUGUUCCACCACCUGCUAAUACCCGUUUCGCCGCUUCACCAGCUCC